Messenger RNA from Anguilla anguilla (European eel), 5477 nucleotides. RefSeq names its product myotubularin-like. The record is from RefSeq and is a predicted model, not a curated record. Gene Ontology annotation, biological process: dephosphorylation; negative regulation of autophagosome assembly; mitochondrion distribution. NCBI's taxonomy places the organism in Eukaryota, Metazoa, Chordata, Actinopteri, Anguilliformes, Anguillidae. The transcript has 15 exons. Gene Ontology annotation, cellular component: plasma membrane. Bases 103 to 1917 code for a protein of 604 amino acids. Gene Ontology annotation, molecular function: phosphatidylinositol-3,5-bisphosphate 3-phosphatase activity.
UGCGCGAGUUCUACCAGCUGCUGUGCGAAAACAGACGCAGGAACUCGUCGGGCGCAGGGCAUCGAGUGAUAUUACUGGUGCCCAAGAAAGUACUCCCAAGUGAUGGCCUCAGCUUCAAUACCAGCAUUCAAUUCAAACGCCUUGGAAAAUAAUUCCUCUAGAAACGCCUCCAGGGAGAACCUCAACAUGGACUCGCUGUCUGAUGUGCCCUUACUGCCAGGAGAGGAGAGAGUGACCGACAAGGAUUUGAUGUACAUCUGUCCAUUCAAUGGAGCCGUUAAAGGGAAAGUCAUCAUUACGAACUACAGACUGUAUUUCCGGAGCGUGGAUGUGGAACCUGUCGUGAUGGUUGAUGUGCCAUUAGGAACCAUCAGUCGGGUAGAAAAAAUGGGUGGAGCUUCCAGUCGAGGGGAGAAUUCCUAUGGGCUGGAUAUCACUUGCAAGGAUAUGAGGAACUUGCGAUUUGCUCUGAAGCAGGAGGGUCACAGCAGGAGAGACAUCUUUGACAUCCUGUCCCGGCUGGCCUUCCCCCUGUCCAACGGCAUGCAACUCUUUGCGUUCCUGAGCCAGGAGAAGUUUCAUGAGAACGGCUGGACCGUGUACGAACCCAUGCAGGAGUUCAGACGACAGGGUUUGCCCAAUGACAGGUGGAGGAUCACCUUCUUGAAUCAGAGCUACGAGCUGUGCGACACCUACCCCACCAUCCUGGCGGUUCCCUCCAAGGCCUCCGAAGAGGACCUGCGGAAAGUAGCCAGCUUCCGUUCCCGCAGCCGGAUCCCCGUGUUGUCAUGGAUACACCCGGAAAACCAGGCGGUGAUCACGCGCUGCAGCCAGCCCCUGGUGGGCAUGAGCGGCAAGCGCAACCGUGACGACGAGCGCUACCUGGACAUGAUCCGCGAGGCCAACGGCAGCACCGGCAAGCUGACCAUCUACGACGCCCGGCCUAACGUCAACGCUGUGGCCAAUAAGGCGACAGGGGGCGGUUACGAGGGGGACGAUGCCUACCAGAACGCAGAGCUGGUGUUCCUGGACAUCCACAACAUUCACGUGAUGAGAGAGUCCCUGAAAAAGCUGAAGGACAUUGUCUACCCCCAAGUGGAGGAGGCUCAUUGGCUGUCCAGCCUCGAGUCCACGCACUGGCUGGAGCAUAUCAAGCUGGUGCUGUCGGGGGCGAGCCAGGUGGCGGAGAAGAUCUCCACGGGCAACUCGGUGGUGGUGCACUGCAGCGACGGCUGGGACCGCACGGCCCAGCUCUGCGCCCUGGCCAUGCUCAUGCUGGACAGCUACUACCGCACACUGCAGGGCUUCCAGGUGCUGCUGCAGAAGGAGUGGAUCAGCUUCGGACACAAGUUCUCCUCCAGGAUCGGUCACGGUGAUAAAAACCACGCAGAUGCGGACAGGUCUCCCAUAUUCCUGCAGUUCAUCGACUGUGUCUGGCAGAUGACCAAACAGUUCCCCACAGCUUUCGAGUUUAACGACCGAUUCCUCAUGACCGUGCUGGACCACCUGUACAGCUGUCGCUUCGGAACCUUCCUUUACAACUGCGAGAGCGCCCGCGAGGCCAACGAGGUGAAGUUAAAGACGGUGUCCCUGUGGUCACUCAUAAACAGCGACUCCUCCUCCUACAUCAACCUCUUCUACACCAUGGAGUCCAGCCACGUGCUCUACCCCGUGGCCAGCAUGCGCCACCUAGAGCUCUGGGUGAAUUACUACAUCCGGUGGAACCCCCGGAUCCCCAAGGAGCCGCAGAGCCCGGUGGAGCAGAGGUAUAAGGAGAUGCUGGCACUGAAGGACCAGUAUCUAAAGAAGCUGCAGGAGCUCCAGCUGUCUGACUCCACCCCCCACCUGUCCAACAGCUCCACCCCCUCCCCAGCCUCACCCACGCAGCGGGUCACACACCUGAACACACACUUCUGACAUGCACAUGCCCUUCUGACCCCCGCACACGCCCUUAUGACCCCCUACACACGCCCUUCUGCCCCCCCGCACACACCUUUAUAACCCCCUCACACACCUUUGUGACCCCCGCCCACGCCCUUGUGACCCCCCGCACACGCCCUUAUGACCCCCGCACACACCCUUCUGACCCCCGCACACACCCUUCUGACCCCCUGCACACGCCCUUAUGACCCCCGCACACGCCCUUCUGACCCCUGCACACGCCCUUAUGACCCCGCACAUGCCCUUCUGACCCCCGCACACGCCCUUCUGACCCCCGCACACGCCCUUAUGACCCCCGCACACGCCCUUCUGACCCCCGCACACGCCCUUAUGACCCCCGCACACGCCCUUAUGACCCCCGCACACGCCCUUAUGACCCCCGCACACGCCCUUAUGACCCCGCACACGCCCUUAUGACCCCCGCACACGCCCUUCUGACCCCCGCACACGCCCUUCUGACCCCCGCACACGCCCUUAUGACCCCCGCACACGCCCUUAUGACCCCCGCACACGCCCUUAUGACUCCGCACACGCCCUUAUGACCCCCUGCACACGCCCUUCUGACCCCCGCACAUGCCCUUCUGACCCCCGCACACGCCCUUAUGACCCCGCACACGCCCUUAUGACCCCCUGCACACGCCCUUAUGACCCCCUGCACACGCCCUUAUGACCCCCUGCACACGCCCUUCUGACCCCCUGCACACGCCCUUAUGACCCCGCACACGCCCUUCUGACCCCCGCACACACCCUUAUGACCCCCGCACACGCCCUUAUGACCCCCUGCACACGCCCUUAUGACCCCUGCACACGCCCUUAUGACCCCCUGCACACGCCCUUCUGACCCCCUGCACAUGCCCUUAUGACCCUCGCACACGCCCUUAUGACCCCGCACACGCCCUUAUGACCCCCGCACACGCCCUUAUGACCCCCGCACACGCCCUUCUGACCCCCUGCACAUGCCCUUAUGACCCCCGCACACGCCCUUAUGACCCCCGCACACGCCCUUAUGACCCCGCACACGCCCUUAUGACCCCCGCACACGCCCUUAUGACCCCCUGCACACGCCCUUAUGACCCCCGCACACGCCCUUAUGACCCCCGCACACGGCCUUAUGACCCCCUGCACACGCCCUUCUGACCCCCUGCACACGCCCUUAUGACCCCCGCACACGCCCUUAUGACCCCGCACACGCCCUUAUGACCCCCGCACACGCCCUUAUGACCCCCGCACACGCCCUUAUGACCCCCUGCACACGCCCUUAUGACCCCCGCACACGCCCUUAUGACCCCCGCACACGGCCUUAUGACCCCCUGCACACGCCCUUCUGACCCCCUGCACACGCCCUUAUGACCCCCGCACAUGCCUUUCUGACCCCCUGCACACGCCCUUAUGACCCCGCACACGCCCUUAUGACCCCCGCACACGCCCUUAUGACCCCCGCACACGCCCUUCUGACCCCCGCACACGCCCUUAUGACCCCGCACACGCCCUUAUGACCCCCGCACACGCCCUUAUGACCCCCUGCACACGCCUUUAUGACCCCGCACACGCCCUUAUGACCCCCUGCACACGCCCUUAUGACCCCGCACACGCCCUUAUGACCCCCUGCACACGCACUGCGUCUGUACAGAAUAAUGCGUCAUAGCUAUAACGAUAGUAAUCCAAUGAUGAUCAUGCAAUAACUCACAGGAAAGCCUUCACAAAAAAGACCUUUUUCAACAACGGACAAGCCUUAAAGAAGUGUAUGUGUGUGUGUGCGCUUUUGUGUGUGAGAGAAAUAAUGUUUGUGCAUUGGUGUGUAUCAGUUUGGAAAGUUUUGAUACUAAAGCUAGUUGCUCUUGUAAACUUGACUAAAUGAAAAGGGCUGUUUGUGGCCCAGAGGCUGGUGUGGGAAGUGUGUGAAUGAGUACUGUUCAGGAGAGUAUGCUUAACUGAAACACAGGGAUUGUGUUUAAUACUGUGUGUGAGUAAAGGAACACAGGGAAAAUGUUUAAUUACUGUGUUUGAGUUCCACCUGUUUCAGUAUUUUUGUGUCACGCCACCAGCAUGGUAUUUAAAGUAAAUCUCACCAACUCUCCGCUGAGUCCCUCUAGAGAGAGAGAGAGAAGGGCGGGAGUUUGGUGCUUUAGUCACACAUCCAGGUGUGUGGACUGACUUCCCCUCUCCACUCAACUGACAUUGUAAAUAAAGCAGAUUAUAUGCACACCUCCUUUAAAUGGGUUACUGCUCAUUUUAACCAAGCUCUUCCUAGUAGGGUCUUGCUGGUUGUGGGAACGCCUGGUGCUGUCACGUUGAACGUUGGAGCUGAAAGUUUCACUUGUGUGAAGAUGUGUAGUAUUGGGACCAGUGGCGUCCAUGUCUCUAAUGAGCCAAUGGCAUAGGUCAGGCGUGCUGUUGGACAGAGACACGCUUCGGUCGUGGUUGGCGGAAGGUGCUUUUCGCCUGUAGCGUAGGUGAUCUGGACAGUGUGGAACAUGCUGCAGGCUUGGUGAGGAAGAUGAGGAUGAUCAUGAUGAAGAUGGAGAGUAAAACCAGCCGGCUCUAUGGACUGUGGGACCCUGGCCAGUCAGGGCUUAUGAGCAGGGCUGCAGGCGCAGUCCGAUUCUGUGCCUUGACCAUCUGAGGUGGUCUUCAGACAGAUGCUUUGUGGUAGUUUAUGGCUGUUUUGAUUGGAACAGUGAGGAAUGACGUCUCCUGCUGCCUGGUUUGCGCUCUGUUUUUCGGGAGAGAACUCGCUACCCUUUGUCAGGUCUGUCCCACCCACCGGGGGUUGCCAGGUCACCCUGGUAUAACCUCUCCCCUUGGUCUGCCUGUGGGGAGUCAGAUGGUGAUUUUAGCCAGCAGGACAUGGGGGGAUGGUGGAGGUAAGGGGGUUUCCUGGAGGCUCCCAGCAGUGGGACACUGACCUCAGAUGAAGGGAGUCAAUGGGGAGAAAAACACACUUCACUGUUGUGUUUGUAGGGAGAAAAAAUAUUUUUUACUUUGUACAAGUAUAUUAACUGUAAUUUACCUCAGACUCAGAAAAGCCUAUUUUACUGUUUGAAAUUAUAUUGUUGUAAAAUAUAAUUAUUUUAUUUAGUGUAAAGCUUGAUGGUUUUAUAAAAAACAAAAGGAAACCAGUUCAAUUUGUUUUGUGUUUUUUUUUUCUUUUUUUUUUUUUGAAUGAGCUAUUUCAGUAGCAGGAGUCUGCUUCAUGCCUUGUUUAUUUUUGACUUUUGGGUUUGUUUUGUUUUUACGGUAUGAGUGAUUCAGUUAUAAGAGGCCAAAUGACCUACUGUAUCAUGUGUCUGCCAUGAGAAACAGUCCUCUAUCCCAUAAUGCUUUGCAGGGGUCCUGUGAUUCUCCUUGGAGGAAACAUGUUAACCUGAAUUUGUUUUUAUUCAUCCAUCAUUCAUAGGACUCUUGGUUUUAUUUCAGUUUUUUGGAUAUGUUAUUGUCCUGCCAUAAAUAUAAUAUGUAAACUGCACUGUUUGUUGGCUAGCUCUUGUUCUGUAAAUAAUUCUGAUUAAAUUAAUUUAAAGAUUUCCUACAUCAAA